Molecule: messenger RNA, 18174 nt
Organism: Schistosoma margrebowiei
Lineage: Eukaryota; Metazoa; Platyhelminthes; Trematoda; Strigeidida; Schistosomatidae
Source: the annotation of a GenBank genome assembly
GCGCUGGAUUCAAGUUUAAGGUCACAGGCAUGUCAUCGUUUUGGCCUUGGUCUUCCUGUUAUUUCCCUCCCUUAGGGGUUACGAUGUUAGCUAGUUCCGACGGAACAAUGCGAGUUUAUAAUAGCCAGACUGGUUUCCUUGAUAAAGAGACAAAUUUAGUCACUAGCUCGGUUGAUAAUUGUUCACGUAUAUCCCUUGGUUAUUUUCCUUCAAAUGAACGUUUAGUAAUUACGAGAGCAACUGAAAUUAACGCGAGGACACACUCAAAUGGAUCUGUCCUGCUUCAUGGCUUUCUUGAUAAACGCAUUCAAAAUAAAACUGAAAAGAUCAGUCUUGAAUUUUACUCAAAUCAAGGCUCUGUUAUAGAACUAUUUCUUUCCACUGUUGAAAGUUUAUACACUGAUCAUGGAAUUUUGGUUAUAAACACUCAUAACUGUCCUAAUCCUAAGUGGAAAACGUUCACCAUUUAUGGUAGUUAUGAAAUUUUGUAUAGUUUAUUCGAUAAGCUACAGCACAGUAAUGCGAAAAAAAGCGUGCUUCUGACUACCCCACUGUUGAAGUCAAUUCUGCAUCGAUUAACACGAGCUGUAAUGGAUAGUGACAGUAUUUUGAUUUUUACGGCUAUGCGAGAACCGUUCACUAUGCAAAGUGAAGCCCAUAGACGCCUUACAUUUACUCACUGGCCUCAUAUGGACUAUCAAUGGGCAACGCCUUCCACUUUGUCUGAAGCUGGAUUUUACUUCCCAUUUAAGUUCCCACUUGACAUUGUAUUUUGUCUUGAAUGUUUAGUUAGAUUGUCAUCUUGGGAACCAACUGAUGAGCCAUGGAGUGAACAUAUCAGACACUCACCUCAAUGCAGCUUUGUGUCAUCUCCAAAUUCGAAAAGCAUACCUAGUACAUUUUCAUGGUCAACAGAAACAGCACAAACUCAUUCAAUAUCUGAUGAUCCUAUCAUGGUGCUUACAGCUUCUACAUCAAAAGAUUUUGUCGCAACUUCAACAGUCGAUGGUGGAAUUACUGUUUGGGAUCUGUCGUACUUCAACAGACGUUCAUUAGAAUUCAAUCUUGUGGAUGUAUUGAAUGCUUCGAUAGUUACUACUACUACCAGUGAAAUGAUUACUAAAUCUCAACUACAAGUACAUAGUGGAUGUCUACUAGUUUCUAAUUCUUCUACUAUGAAAUUUAUCAAUCUUCCACAACUUCCUAAAAUACAUCAUUUAAUUCUUGGUUGUUGUUUACCAUAUUCAGUAUAUAAUAAAUUACACUCUUGUAUGCAUAACAUGUCAACAACUAAUACAUUUGAGGAUGUUAAAAAUAAAAAUUUAAAAAAAUACCAACUAUGCCUUAUGAUUAUUGAAUUAACGCCAUUAAACAGUGAACAAGUUAUGUGGAUAGCUGAUUCUACUUUCUCUUCAACAACAACACCAUUAACACCGUUUUCUCCUAAAUCGAUAUUUCCUAAUCAAUUCAAUAUACAUUCAAUACCGAUAGAUCUUGUCAAGUUUCUUCCAUCAAUUGGUUAUGAUCAUAAUAAUAAUGAUGACGAUACAAUAGAAUAUGAAGACUUAGGAGAUAUUGAUGAUAAUGAUGAUGAUCAGAACGAGACUGAUAAUGAUGAUUAUGAAGAUGACUUUGAUGAGGAAAGUUCUGACAAGUUAAGUAGCGUACAUAUAAAUAAUAUCAUAACUGACUCAGCACCAAAAUAUAAUAUUUCAACAUCAUCAGUUAAUUCAAAGCUUAUCGAGAAUGAUUUUUAUACGUAUAUUGGUUUGUCUAGCGUUGUUGAAGAGUUUGUAAAUUUAAAAGCUACGACGGACUGUUAUCACACAUCUUCAAGCAAUAAAUUACAACUAAAGGAAUUAUCUGCUUCAAGUUCAUCCAAUUUGUCGUCAUCAAUAAAACACAUUGAAAAUAAACGAUCUAAUAUGAAUGAAACAACCAGUUCAUUUCUAUGCUCUGGCUAUUCUGAAAAUAAAAAUGGUAAGAGUGGAUGUGUUGAGAACUUACCGAAACUUGUUGGUCUCAUACCUUUGUCAGUUACUGCUAAUAGUACCAAUAAUGACAUUGAAAAUUCUAAUUUUCGUAUUUUACAAAUAUCACCACUAUCAUUGCAAACAAUAUCCUUCAAUAAUGGUAAUUCCACUUAUUCUCAAGGUAUACUUGUUUGUUGUGGCUUGUCAAGAUCAUUAUCUCAUGUAGAGCUUCAUCAUAAAACAACUACUGAUAAUCAAUCGAUUGAGGAUGGUGAUUUAUUUUUAUUCGGAUAUAAUGAAAAUGAUUGUAUCCUACCUAAUUCAGUUGGUUAUCACUUAGUUAUUGAUGAAACUCCACUUUUACACAUUAAACUGCCUGAUCCCUAUUGUCCUGUUCAAAUGGAUGUGGUAUCCAGCACUAAUGAUCUACAUGUUUGUUCUUUAAACACUUUAUACCCUUCAGUUAAAUUACAAUAUGAAUGUGGACAAUCAUGUGUAGCUGUCAACAAUACUACUUCUACUACUACUACCACUAAUAAUAAUUUAAAGUUUACCAUAGACUCAUCUUUAAUUACUACAGGAACAUAUGACUUAUCAUUUUCUUGUUUUAUAUUAACAGUAUACAAUUCAUUGUUACAAAUAAAUGUUUAUAAAAAUCUAUUAUGUUAUGCUCAAAUAAUCAUAUCUAAUCCAAUCUUAUCAGUUAAUGAAGAUAACAAUAAUAAUGAAAUAAAUAACAACAAUACAUAUUAUAAUAUACAAUUUGAUACAUUCACAUAUUGUACUGGUUUAGAAAAUAUAUGUUUAGGCACUGUAAAUGGUGAAAUGUACAUUUAUGAAUUACAUAAUCAUGAAUUAUUUAAAUAUGAUAUGAAUAAACAAAAACGUAUUCAUUUAUAUAAUUCAAUAUUACCAAUUCAUAAACAAUAUAAUGAAUCUACUGAUGAGAAUAUUGAAUUAUUCUUUCCUAUUCAUAAUCAUAAUAGUAGUCAUAGUAAUAAUAGUUAUUCAUUAAGUAAUCUAUAUGCUUAUUAUAAUUGUCCAUUAAAACAAUGUUUUAUUUUAUAUCAACUUAUUAAAACUAUUUCAAUAGAUUCAUUAAUACAAGUUAAUUUUCCAGAUCAAAUUGGUUGGUAUGAAGUGGAACUUUUUCCAUUAUUAUCUUCUUCUUCUACAAUAAAACCUACUAAUGAUAAUAAUACAAUUCAAAUACUUUCUAAAUUAGUUACACGUUAUAUACAAUUAGAAAAAGAAUCAUUUAAGAAAUUAACAUUAACUAAUGAGAAUAUUUCAGUAAUAUUAAAAUGUGCUACAUUAGCUGUUCAACUUAGUUUAUCAUCUAAUAUAUCUACUCAUUUAUGGGAAUUUAAUACUAAAAAUUGGUAUGAUUAUCAUAAUUUAAUUAAACAAAAUAUUGAUAAAUCAAAUAUGAAUUUAAUGAAUAAAAAUAUUAUUCAUAAUAAUUAUCUAAUAUUAAAUUCUCAAAAUAUAUUAUCUGAAUAUCUAUUAGAGAUUAGUUUACCACGAAUAUAUUUAAUUUCACAUUUUAUAUUUCAUUCAACAUUAAAACAAUAUGAUAAAGUGCAAAAUCAAUCCGAUGUAUAUAUAACUCUUCUAAGAAAAAAUAUUUCAUCUAAUAAUCCUGUCAGUUUUAUUCAUAAUCCUUCAAAAACCUCAACAAAUGCCGACUGUAAUGAAUUUCAUCAUGUAUCAUCAGUUCUUGACCAUAGUUUGGUGGUACACGAUUUAAACGCCCCAUUUAUCGAUGAUGAAUACGACUGUUCACAUUCGUCAGAAGACAAAACACAAACUUCAGAUGACAAUAUCGACUUCAAUAAUGCAUUACUAUCAAAUUAUUUAAAAAUUCCUGGACGUGUGUAUCAUAUGCCUACUGAAAGCAUCAUCUCAUCAGAACGUCUUCGUGAAUUAAAUGCAAAUAUAAUUGCUGGUCCAUAUUUAUUAAGUGAUUUUCUUAGUAUGAAUGAUCGUUGUAGUAAUAUUCCAAUGACCAGUUCAGAAUUAAUUAAAUCACGUUCACGUUUAUUUUCUGUGCAUAUCAAAAUAGUUGAUGCCAAAACUGAAACUUCUUCAAAUCUUGAUUGUCAAUCGGCUACCACAGUUGAAAUUCAACAACCACCUUUAUUACUAUCUGAUAUAUUUGCACAAAUUGGUCUAAGUGUUCAUCAGUUUAACACCACCUGUUAUUGUUAUGACCAUCCUGCUCCCCCUAAUGAUUAUGUUAAUGAAACACCAUCGUCAUCAUCGUUAUCAACUGAUCAGCUUACAAUUGUGAAUGAUGUUGAUAAUGAUGGUAAUGGACACACAUCAUUAAAGUCGUGUAAAAUGCAUACAAUUUUACAUGAAAGGGCUCAACGUUUAGCUAUUCUACGCUCUAUGAAACUUCAUGAAGAUUGUUUUAAUUUUCUUAGCUCAACUGAUGGUACUUGUAAACAUAAUAGUAAUAAUAAUCAUAAUAAAUGGAGAGACUUUCUUACUCAAAACUCCUACCAUCAUAAUAACAAUUUUUCGUCAAUUAUUCUAGAUAUUUUGAAUUGGGUUGUGUUGAUGUAUCUUCAUGAGUUAGAAUUAUCAUGCGAUAUCGUAGCGAAUUUAUUAAAUUUGGCUGCAAAUAAUUAUGAGAUGUUAAUUGAAAAUGUAAUUGUACACGGUGAUCGUGAAUGUGUUCAACUUGGAACAAAAUUAUUGUUUAGUUUACUCAAAUUAGAAUUUGUCUUCCUAAAGUAUUGCUCUUCAAAUAAUUCAUCAUAUAAGAAGCCAAUGGUUUUCCAUGCAUUACGCAAUUGUCUGGCUGCCGAUAGUAAAACUACUACUGAUAAUAAUAAUAGUAGUAAUAGUAAAUUCAUUCGUUGGUUAUUAAUUUGUCAAACAUCAGCUGGAUGUGAAACACUAUUCAGUUUAUUGGAUUUUAUCAUUUCUUAUUCUUUUGAUGAAUAUCGUAACAAUUUAAAUGAUUUAAAGGUAAAAUUGUUAUUACAAAAUAAUCUAAUGACUUUACUCAAUACAGUUUCAUUGUUUCAUGAGGAUUUCAAUCGUCUACACCCUUCAUAUCGUUUACCUACAUGUCUUGGUCCACCUAUGCUAUUCAAUCUACCAAUAUGUAAUUGGACUUUCUUAGGUUCUGAAUGCUUACAAUCAAUUAAUAACAAUAAUAACAAUAAUAAAUAUCAGAAAUCAUCUCAUUCAACAAUUCCAAGUACUAGUAAUAAUACUAAUACUAAUUCUAAUCAUAAUAUGAAUUUAAAUUAUGAAAAUAUUAAAAAUUGUUAUUCUAUUAAUAAAGAUGUAAUGAAUUUUAAUGGUAUAUUUACACCGAAAAAUUAUAUAACAUUUAUAUCUGAUUCAAAAUUCAAUGAUACUAUUGAUUUAGCGCAAAAUACAAAAUUAAUAGAAACAUCAAAUCAUUUACAAAACAAUGAUAACAUUAAUAAUAAUAAUAAUAAUAAUAAUAAUAAUAAUAAUAAUAAUAAUAAUAAUAAGGAUUCAUUAUGUCUACUCUCAUCUAAUUAUUCAUCUGAUGUAUCAUAUAUUAAUUUCUCUGAUAUUUUCACAUUAAUGCGAAGUAAUUACAUUAUGAAUAUUGAUAAAUCAAAUAAUAUACAUCAUAUUAUAUUAUCAGAUUUACAAGAUUGGCCAUUCAAUGGUAUAUUAGAUGUGGAACCAUUAAAAUUUCCUUUAGAUAAAUUAUCAAUUCAAUUAAAUGAUGAUUGUGAUAUUGAACGUGUGGAUUUUUUUACUGGUGAACAAUUACCAAUAAAUGAUAAUAAUUCUUGUGUAAUAAAAUUCAAUGAAUCACAAGUUGAAACUAAUAAUGAAAAUCAUCAGUUAACAUCUAUUAUAUCUCAUCUCAUUAAUUCCAUUGAAGCUUAUCAUUUAGUAAUAUCUCGUAUGCAUCCAGGUGCACAUCGUUCAGUUACAUUUAGUACUUAUUCAUCAUCAAUAAAUUAUUUAACUGAUCUAAUUAUUCCAAUGAAUCCUUGUUUACAAUGUAUUACAUUAGAAGCUAUAUUCAUAGAUAAAUCAUUCAAGAAACCAAAAAGUUCUACAAAAUUAAUAGCUGUAUCUACUGAUAUAAGUCAUUCUGCUUUAAUAUUACGUGAUAUUUAUCCACCAAUUAAAUUUACUCAUUUACGUAUUUCUAUAGUUGGUCGAUUAGAUUGUCCAUUCACUAAAGCACGUAUUCAUUUAGGUGCAUAUUUUGGACAAAAUGGUAUAUGGGAACAAUUUAUACAUCCUUUAAUGAAAACAAAUUCUAAUAGUAUUGAUUUAAUACAAUAUUUAGAAAGUAUUGUAUUAGAUAAAACAAUGAAAUAUAUUUCAAUUCAACAAUGUUUAAUGAAUACAUUAGACCAAUUUGAUAAGAAUAAAAAAAUAUCCAGUAUAUCAUUAGAUAGUGAUAAUAUUCAAAUAUCAUCACUAUAUAAACAAUGCUAUAAUUUACAAUAUCAAUUGAAUUGGAUAGAUCGUACAUUGAAUCGUUUAAGAAAAAUAUAUCAUCCUGAAAAAUUGCGUGAAUAUAAAAGUCGAAUUCAUCAAAUGUCUAAUGAACAGAUAAGAAUGAAUUUGUAUCCAGAUAAAGUGAAGUAUAUUUUGGAACAUUGUUUACUGUGUUUGUUAAGUCAUGCAAAUGAAAUCUGGUCAGUGAUAGAACCCCUUUCAUUAUUAUCCCCAUCAACAGGAGUUUCACUAUUAGACGAUGAUGAUUACACCUUUUUAAAUUAUGUUGAUAAGUGUUGUACAACAUUUUUAAAUGAUAUGCUUAUUCAUGGUAGUCGUUCAAUGCAAAUUCUUACCGUUGGAUUAAUGCCAGUAUUUAUGAAAAUCAAUUCAAUUAUUUUACCAAUUCAUCAUACUGAACAUAAUUAUCUUUAUAAAUUCAUUAAUGAAUUUUCUACAUUGAAAUAUAAUUUACAAAUUACAUGUAUUAAUGAAUCUAGACAACAAUUAUUAUUUUGGGCUAUAUUACAACGUUUAAUCCAUUUUGGAAUGUCUAAUUAUUUAUUUGAUUGUUCUGUAUACAUUCUUCAUGAUCUAUGGAAUUCCAUAGAUAAGGAUUCAUUGAAUAUGGAAUUAUUUCAUAAUAUUUUAAUCAUUAUUGAUACAAUAAUAGAAAAUAAUUAUUCAUCUCUUCUUACUGUUCAUAAAUCAUUACAUAAUUUUUUAACAAUAUUUAAUAUGCAUCAAUUAUCCUAUAAUGGUCAUAUAAAUAUAAAUGGUUUAUUAAAAUGGCAUUAUUUUCAUCAAUUAUAUAAUAAUGAUAGAUGUAAUACUAUAUAUCCUUAUUGUCAAACAAUAAAUACUAAAAUAACUGAUGGUAUUUAUAAAUAUAAUUUAUUAUCACAAUAUCAAUUAUGUAUUAUUUCAUUUUAUCGAUGGUAUUUAGAACAUUUAACUAAUCUAUCAACUCAAUAUGCAGCUAAUCGUGAUUAUCAUCGCCAAAUUAUUCAGAAAGAUUUAUUCCCAUUGGGAGCAUUGUUUGUUCGACGAAAUAUUGAUUCACAGACAUCAGUAUUAAUGCGACGUUGUAUCCCAGAAGGUAUUCAACAAACCAAUACCUAUCCUAGCAAAUCUUUUAUUCCUCUGGAAACCUAUCAAAUUCCUCAACAACGAUUUCUCUGUAUAUUUGGUGAUGAUGAGUCUUCCACCGAAAAUUCUUUAAUCCAACUAUUACAGAUUUUAACCGAUGUUACAUUAAAAUUUUUAAAUAAUCUAUUAAAUUUAUCAUCUGUGGAUAAUGGCUCUACAAUGUCAAGAGAGUCAAUUUUAUUUCAGAAUUGCUUUGUUGUCUGUCGUCUACUUGGUCGUAUCUGUUGGCAUCUUUCAGGUGAUCGAAUUCGUCAAUAUUUCAUUCCUGAUGGAAAUAUUUACGAAUCUGCACUUUUUAAAUUCCUAACUAACUUUUGUCAACGUCUUGGUGAUCAAUCGUCUCUUUUGAAUGAUAUGAUUAUUGAAUGUUUAUGCCUUACUCUUAAUAGCGAAUGCAUUCCUGAUUGUCCACAGACCAUAAAAACAGAUAACUAUGGAAAUAUUGAAAGUAUUGAUCUUCAUAAAUCUCAAAAUAAAUCAUGGCCUUAUCCAAACAAUUCUGUGAUAAAUUAUCAUCUACAACAAACUACAGAUUUAUUAUGGCACUUAUUACCUAGCCAGUUAUUGAACAGAGCACAGUCUAUUUUACUGAAUCCGUUUGAUCAACAUCACAUUGAUCAUAAUCAUGCACAAAGAAACAGACUUAAUUCAUGUAUAGCAACAUCAUCAAACAACAAUGGUCAUUUUGUAUUAUGUGAAAUAUUUUCUGAGUGUAUCAAUCUCAUGUUGAAAGAUGCUAAAUCUAUUGGUCAACUGAAUAAUAAUAAGCAACAAUCGGUUCAUGACAAUUUGUCUGGUCAACAUCUAUAUCUUACAGAUGUUUUGUACCUAUUCUGUGGAAUUGUUGGUGAACCAAAUUUCAAACCCUGGAAACUUACUUCAAAGGAUGAAACUUUUAAAAAAUGCCAAUGUUGUGUAAAGGCUAAUCUUCAGAUAAAUAUUCAGUUGGAAAGUUUACAAAAUGUCUUAAAAUUAUUGGAAAACUUUGUUCAAUCAAUGAAAAAGACACAAACAACUGAUCAACAUUACCUAUCUUCAAAAUCUGUUGAAUGUUUACGUAAUUUUUAUACAUUAUCUAUUCAUUUUUUGGCAAUAUCAGCUGAAUCAUCAGAUCUACGAUUGUACAUAUUAGAAUCUUCAAGUUUUUCAAUAUUUCUAAACACUAUACUUACAGAUUAUUCACUAAGAAAUGGUAUUAAUCGUUCAUGUACAUUAGCUUUAGAAGUACUAUUCACAUGGUUUGCAUAUUCAUCAGUGAAACUAAUAAAUUCUAAUUGUCAUCCAUUUGAUAAAUUUUGUCUCGAUCAAUUAAUUGGUUUGUUUCCAAAGGCAAAUACUUCAACUCAAAUUAUUGAAGGUCCAUGUGAUUUACAAGCCGUUCUUUUAACAGCUAUAUGUUCACGUAUUAAAUCAUUCAAUCAAGCAAACACUGUUGACAAUGAUAAUAAUGAUUCUGAUUCACUCCAACAUGAAAUUCAAACAACCAUCACCACAUGUUCCAUGCAUACAAUAUCAAAUUUACCAAUGGAUUAUCUACUUCAACUUGUACAAAUUUUAUUAAAUUAUCUAUGUGGUCAACUUGUUGAGUUGAAUCAACAUUCAUCAAUGAAUAAUAAUAAUAAUAAUAAUAAUAAUAAUAAUAAUAAUAAUAAUAAUAAUAAUAAUAGGGCUUAUUUGUUAUGUUUUUCAUGUUAUACUACUGUUGUCGAUGAAGAAUAUGAAUCAUGUCAUAAAAAUUUCACCUUAUGGUCCACACUAACUAGUAAUCAUAUAAGACGAAAAUUAAUUAGUGAUCCUUCUAAAAAUAUUGAACAAAAUUCGAAUGAUCAAUCUUCGACUAAUACUACUACUACUACACCAUUAUCAAAUUGUUCCUCAUUAUUUAUUCGACAAUUAACCUGUUGUUAUUUAUAUGGUUUAUGCUCUACAAGUGGAAUGUAUUCACAAAUUCUAUCUAAUAAAACAUACAAUGAUAAAUGUUUAGCAUUGAUUCUUGGAAAUCUUUGUAGAAUUUUAACAGAAACUUUCAAUAAUCUACAUGAUAAAUAUAAAAUAAAAGUAUUUUUUAUCAAAAAUAUUAAAUUAUUUUUAUCUUCAUUAAAUUUUGCUCAUAUCAGUUCACCUAUGAGUACAAUGAUUACAUUAUCUUGUAUGAUUAAUGGUUGGAAAACAUUGAAACAUUUUACUCAGUUAAUUAUUAAUCAUUUUAAACCAGUUAGUAUAUGUGAUUGGUUAUUUUAUUGUGUAAUUAUUGUUAUGCAAUCAUUGGAUUCUAUGGAUUCUUCGUCGUCGUCGUCGUCAUCAUCAUCAUCAAUGGUAAUGUCAAAAUCUAUAGUUACAUUCAAAACAUACUUGUUACAAUCGCUUAUAUCUUCAAUUCCUUUAAAUUCAUGCCCAUUAUUUCUAUUAUUAUCUUUAUGUAUUGAAUCUAAUUUAAAAUUACACAAUAAUAAUGAUAAUGAUCAUGCAAAUAUUAUUUUCAAUACUUUUAUAAAUGAUACUAAUAAUCAAAAAUCUAUUAGAUCAUCUUCAUCUUCCAUUAUUUCUACAUUAUCUUCUUUUGAUAAUACAAAAUUAUAUACAAUCAAUGCAAAUGAAUUAGGUCAAGCUUUAUUACAACAAUCAUUACAUUAUAAUAUUCCAUAUUAUCAACAAUCAUCUAUAUAUAAUUUUCAAUAUUUAACUAAUUCAUUACCAAUUAGUUUAUUUGGUCCAAUUCAUUUAUUUAAACAAUCUUCAUUAGAAUUUCAUCAAAAUAUUACCAAUUUCAAUUAUCCUUAUCAACAACGUUUACAACAAAAACAAUCAACUAAUACUAGUUGUCAAUGUAUAAAUUUACUUCAAUUUAAUCAACAUAAACCUAUGAAAAUGAAUUCUUCUUCUCAAAAUCAUACAAUUAAUGAUAACAAUGAAGAAAUGUAUUAUACUUCAAUGACAAAUUAUUAUAAAUCAUUCAUUGAUUUUGCGCCUAUAUCUUUUAUUUAUUCUGAUAUAUUAGAUGAACAAAUGACAUCAUUAUGUCAAACAUUGUCUAUUAUGAAUAAUCAUAAUGAUAAUUGUGAAAAUAUUAUAUUUCCAUUAUAUUUAGGUUUUUCAUCAUAUUCAUUUGCACCGAAAAUAAUGUCUACAUCAAAUUUUCUAAAUGAUGUAAACGAUUGUAAUACUACUACUAAUACUACUACUACUACUACUACUACUAAUAAUAAUAAUAAUAAUAAUAAUAAUGACUAUUCAUCAAAUGAAAUUCCGGAAAAUUUCAAUUUGUCAGAUUUUAUUAAAACUAACUUUGUUUUUCAUAAUAAUAAAGAAUCAUUACAGAUUAUUGUAAGAUUUCCAUUUUUAGUACAAUUAGAAUGUGUACAGUUGUCAGUGAUGAAUCCAUUUCAAUCAGCCAGUCAUGUAACUAUUGAGGUGGAACUAUAUCGCGAUUUACCUGGUGGUUCUCGACGAACAUUUAUCAGUGCACAUAAAAGUAACGAGUCAUCAUUGUCAAAACUUCAUACGAUCACUUUUCCACCACGGUUGGUAUCACAUGUUUUAAUAAGACUGUAUCAUGCUCAGAAUUACAAUAAAACUCUUCGUGUGAACACUUUACGCUUAUUAGGAAGACAAGCAAAUGAUAAUAGGCUGUUGUUCACAGAAACUUGUCAAAAUAGCUGCACAAAUGCAAAUAAUUUAGCUGUUGAGAAUUCGUUAAAUAAAAUCAGACCAAUUGUUUUACUACAUCUGUUACAUAAUGAAAUGCUUUCACAAUUAUUACCAAAUAUAUUCUAUUCAUAUCAAUUUAUCAAUUCAUUAUUACACUGUUUACAUACUGUUAGUUCAGAUAAAAUAUUAUCAAUGUGUACACGUCAAUUAAUACAAAUGGUUGCCUGUCAUAAUCAAAUUUUUGAAAUGAUCAGUCAUAUAUACAAUUUUACCAGUGAUUGUUCAUCUGAUAAUGAAAAUACGAUAUUACAAAAUGAAUGGUUUUAUUCACCUAUCGGUUAUAUUAAUGAAGCUGAUAUGUUUUGGAAAUUAUGUCCUUCAUCAGCUGUAUUGUGUGAACGUAUUUUACUUGGAUUAUUGGUUAAUACAGAUAAUGGUAGUAGAAAUAGUCUUGCUAAUUAUAUAUUAACCAAAUUACUAAAUGAUAAUAACGACGAUGACUUAACAAUAAACUGUGAAGAUAUAUCAUUCACAAGUGUGUCGAAAUCAAAUCAGGUUAUAGAUAACGAAUUCAAUUCAUCUUAUUGGUAUGGUCCAUUAGCUUCAUUAACAUCUACACCAAAUCAACGUUUAUUUGCAUGGUUAUGUUUACAUCAAGAUGCUGGACAAUCUACACGUAUUGAACGAAUCAUUAAUUGGUUAAGUCACUUCAAUGAAUCUAUGAUAAAACAAGAUAUUCUUUCUCAUAAUCGUCAAUUAUUGAAUCAUUGGUCUCAAUUAAUAUUGAUUUUUUCAAGUGUUUUAUGGAGUUUAAGUGGUGUUACUACCACUACUACUACUACUACAGCAAUAGAAAUGAAUCAAUGUUCAAAUUUAUGGCAAAAAUAUGUGACAAUUGAUUUUAUUAGUUCUAUUUAUGAUUUAUACAUUUCAAUUAUAAAACAUUAUCAAAUUGAUCUAUCUAUGAAUGAUAUUGAUGAUGAUGAUGAUGAUGAUGAUGAUAAGGAUAAGGAUAAUCCUAAGAACUUAAUCAUUGAAAUUAAGCAAUUUACUAAAGUACUAAUCAAUUUAUUGUGUUCUUUAUGUACAAUUCAACCAAAUGUCAUUUCUAUACUUUUAUCAAAACUUUUCAUAAUUCCUAUAACAAAUUCAUUAUUUAAUCAAUAUGAUAAAUUAUUAUUAAAUAGUCAAUUGAAAGUAUUCAGUUCAAUUUUAUCAUCAGAUCAUAUUGUUUAUUAUAUUUUCUCAAUGAAUAAAUCAAUCAAUUCAACCGAUUCAUUUCUAUCAGAAAAUUUCUUUUAUCAUUGUUGUAUAUGGUUAUCAAAUUAUUUCUCAAUCAUCAGAAAUCAUACUGAAUCUUCUUCUGAAUCUUCUUCCAUUAGAUCAAUUCUUACUAUUGAUUCAAUUCUUAGAUAUUUAUAUAUUUUAAAUUAUUUUAUGCAAUCAAAUCAAUCUACAAUAUUACGAAUUAUUCUUGGACAAUUAAUUUGUGAACAUUUAUUUCCAAAUGUAUUUUCUUAUUUUACUAUGAUAUUAUCAUCAUUAAAUAAUUUGUAUAAUAAUCAUUUCGGUUUAAAUAUUUAUGAGAUUCAUCAACUUCAACAAUCUAUUAUUACUUUGUAUCAAACAGUUAAAUUAUCAAUGCCAUUUUCAAAAUCAUUUAAACAAUUUAAUUCAUGUCAAUUGAAUUUAGAAAGUUCAAAGUUCAAAAUGAAUUGUUUAACUGAUUGUUUAAUUGAAACAUUUAAAGAAUCAUUUAUGAAACAGAAUUUCAAACUAUCCAACUUUAUAUCUGAACUAUUAUUGGCACAACCUUUAUCAUUAACACCUGUACCAUUUAAACAAACAAUUGCAGUAUUCGCAGUCACUUCAAAUCAUCCACACGCAUCGACUGAUUUGCCAUGGCCUAUAACUGGUCCACCAGUUGAAUUUAAUAUUCAGUCAUCUGAACUACCUAAGUCUGGAUUAGUUACAUUUUUAUGCCGAGAAAUCCAUCAGUCUGUUUCAAAUAAUAACUUAGACUAUUCCAUUCAUCCUAGUCUUUCAACAGCUUUAUUAUUGAUCAAUAUUCAUCAUCCACCAGAAUACACUGGGACUAAUCAUUAUGAAUUUGAAAGAAGAAUUUUAGUGAAACAUUUAAGAUUAAUAAUUUAUCAUUUAUUGCAUCCGUUCACAAUGAAUCGCACUAGUAGUACUACUAAUAAUAGUAGUAUCAAUAGAAAUGUAUCAAGUUCAACUGAAAUAAAUACAAUGAAUGAUUUUGAAUUAUGUCUUAUUCAGCAUACACCAAACAUUGGUCAUAUCAUAUCACCUAUUGAUUGGGAUAAUGGUAUAUUUUUGCCAGAAGGUUAUACAGAUAAUUGGACUAUGGAACAAUUGAAUAAAUUCACUGAUGAUCAUCCACUUGUGAUUAAUCAAUCUCGUCUACUUUGUUUAUUAAUUCGACCAUGUGAACAUGCUAAAUUUGUAUUUCAUCCACCAAAAGCAGUAACUGAACCAUCAUCAUCAUUAAUAAAAGAAUUUCAAGAGACUAAUUCCACACCUUCUUGUUAUCAUUUAUUAAAAACAUUUCAAUCAUCAUUUAUAUGUGAAUUUUUAAAAUCUGGUCUAUUACAUUUUAUAGCAAAUUCUAUUGUUCAUUGGCGUAUUCCAUGUUUAUUAAAUAAUGUACAACAAAAAAGAGAAAAUUCUAUUUUAUCAUCAUUAGAAACUACUACUACCACUACUACUACUGCUACUACUACUACUAAUACCACCACUACUACUACUAAUAAUAAUAAUAACAAUAAUAAUAAUUGGAAUCAUUCUAUAAGACAAUUUCAUUCUUAUAUUACUUUCUAUUUUAAUAAAUUCUCAAUAAAUAUUCCCAAUAAAUUCUAUAAUUAUAAAUUAGAUCACUUAAUAAUUAAUAAUUAUCAAUCUAUUCCAAUAAAUAAUAAUCUUGAUAAUAUUGAAACAAUGAACAUGAUUUUACCAAUACAUUGUAUCAUUACUUAUAUAUUAUUAUUAAGAAUAACUAAUUAUGAUUAUAAUUUAUUAAAUUUAAUUCAAUCAUCAAUGAAAAUUAUGGAAUUAAUAAUUAAAUAUCAAUUAAAUUUAGUUUAUCUACCAAGUUAUUUAAUUCAAUUAGCUAAUAAAUAUUCUAAUUUAUCAUUAUGGACAGAUGAUAAUCAAAAUUUUCAUAUAAAUAAUUAUCCUACUUAUAAUUUACAAAGUAGUAAUUUAAUUCAUUCAAAUAUUUUACCAUUCCAAUGUUUAUGUUAUUUAUACGAUAAUAACAAUAAUGAUAAUAAUAAUAAUGGUAAUGGUCAUCAAUCUCUAUGGGAACUACGUUGGAUACAUUUAAAUUCUGGUGUAUUACAGCUUAUCUUAAGUUUCAUGUAUGUUUUAUCUCAUGGUUCAUGUGUAAAUUUACCGCAAAGUUUUGAUGUGAAUGAAGUGAAAUCAUUUAUUCAUUCAAUUCAGUUAGAUUGUAAUAAUAAUGAUAAUAAUAAUAAUAUUGAUGAAGAUGAUUCAUUAUCGCUAACUAUUCAAUCAAUCAAUGAACUUUAUAUACAUUUUAUUAAACCAGCUUGUAUAGAUUUUGAACGUGAAUUAUUCCCUUCAAUCACAGUAUCUAAUCAAGAUAAUAAUAAAAAGUGUAAACAAAACACAAAUUAUCAAUCAUUUCAAACUAAUGUCAAUUCAAUACCUUCAUCAUCAUCUGGAUUAAUAUCAGAUAAAAUAAAUUCUAAUUUAUGGGCAAAAGGUACAGGUUUUGCUACAACUCCUACAAUAAAUGAAACAUCAAUUAUAAAUGAUCAUUCAAAUCAUAAUCAUAAUUUUCAAUCUAAAUGGAUCCGAUCAAAAAUUCAACGUGAAGAUCAAUAUGCAAUUAUAUUAUGUAAUACAUUAAGUGGAUUUUUUUCUACAUUUAUGCAAAAUUUAAUUAAUACAGAUCAAUUAUUCGAAUUAAUUAUUAUUUAUUUUAUUUAUAAAUUUAAUUUAAUUAAUUUUAUCAUUAAUUAUUUACGUAAUGAUUCUAUCACAGAAAUAAUUAAUCAUCAUUUAUUAUAUCAAUCAAUAUUUCAAUUAAUUCGUAUUAUGAUUCUAUGUCCUCGAUUACAUUGGUUAUUAACAAUGAUACAAAAUGAUUUAAACAAUAAUAAUCUUGUUCAUUAUAAUAAUAAUUUAUAUGAAUGUUUCAUUUUACAAUCAUUUCAUUCAUUUCAAACCUAUUGGCAAAAUAUUAAUUUGAAUGAUAACAACGAUGAUGACGAUGGUAACGAUGAUAGUUUAGUGGAGAAUUUAAAUUCAUCAUGUAUUAUUGUCUUAGUGAAACAUAUACUAUUCUACUUGUCAAAAUAUAAGGAACAGUUAAACAAAUUGGGAUUGAUAAUUGAGUCUUCUGAAUCGGAGCAGUCGUCAAAACAAAUUACCUCCAAGUCCAACAUUGAAUUACACCCAACUAGUCCUAAUAAUACACAUAUUAGUAGUGGUGGUCUUAUUCGCCGUUCAUCAAUACGAUAUCGUAAUUUUCAUAAACAGCACAUUAAUGAAAAUUUACUAAAAAAUAUACAUUUUAAAAGUCAAAACGUGUGUAAAUCAUCCCAAACAUUCAACACUACUGAUAUUAUUAAUUCUCAUUGUUCAACUUCUAAAACCUAUGGUUUAUUACAACUGAAAUCUGGUUUCUAUGAUCGGUUUGAUGUUAAUGACAGUAAUACUAAUCAAAUGAGUAGUGAAGACAAAGAUAAACAUUAUACGUUAAUAGAAAGUAAUGUUGAGAUCAACUGUGGUGAUGACAAUGAUAAUCUUAACACUGCUUCUGAAAAUGUUCAUGAUAUUCAUUCUGAGGUAGAAAGAGAACAGGACGAAAACGGAAAUGUUCAUUGUGAGGUUAUUAAAGAUUUAACCGAAAAUGCUAAUCAUUCUCAAUCGAUUAGUAAAGAGAAUAAUCUUGUAAAUGGUGAAUUUCAUAGUCAUUUUCAAAAUGAUAAUGCUGAAAGUACUAACCAUGAAUUCAACAGUGAUAGCAGUUCAACAUAUGUAAAUCAAGAGAUUUUAAUCAUUUUUAAUGAACUAGAAACCACAUAUAAACUGCUUAAAUUAAUUUUGAAAUAUCAACAAUCCUCUGUAAAUAAAUCCUUGAUAAUGAUGAAUAAAUAUCAUCAUAAUGAGGAAGAUCAAUUUUCUAAUGAUGAUUACAAAACUACUUUACAUGAAAUACGGUCAGCUGAAUAUGGUAACAGCAGUGAUAGGAAUAGUACACUACAGAAUCAAACUUCAUCAAUUAAUUCAAAAAUGCUUUCAACCAAUAAUGCUUAUUGUACAGCUUUAAAAUCUAUACAUUUUCGUACGAUCAAAUUUUUUUCACCUUCCGUGAAUAAUACUGUUUCUUCAAUAGUCCCACAUGGAUAUGCGAAUUUAUGUGCCCAACAUGAAGGUUUCAUCUUAAUUAAUAGUUUUAAUACAAAAAAAUUAUUCAUUUAUUCCGCGUCCACCUCUACCUCUGGACCAAAUCCUGAUCAACCUCAUAAACUGUCAACGGUUACUUCUACCACUACUAGUUCUCAAUUGAAAAUAACUCCAAAAAAUCGAUCAUUUCAUCGGUUACAACGUCUCGCUCAAGAAAUUGUAACAUUGAAUACUAGUUUACCAUUGUCCGAAAAUGCUAGUGUGUUUAUUUGUUGUGAAGAAAAUCAUUUGUGUUUAUUAAAGGCACUAAUUACUGGACCUCCUGAUACUCCAUAUGCAAAUGGAUGCUUCGAAUUUGACAUAUACACACCGCCAGAUUAUCCAAAUCAACCGCCUUUAGUUGAAUUUUGUACAACAGCGAAAAAUACAUUCCGUUUUAAUCCAAACCUGUAUGAAGAUGGCAAAGUAUGCUUGUCAGUGCUGAAUACAUGGCAUGGAUCAAGUGAAGAACGAUGGAAUCCUCAAACAUCAAGUUUAUUACAAGUAUUAGUAUCAAUUCAGUCGUUAAUUUUUGUACGUGAACCGUAUUUUAAUGAACCGGGUUUCGAGUGUACCAUGGGAACACCUAAAGGCAUAAUUGUCAGUUAUAAAUAUAAUGCUCGUAUUCGUGUUGCAACUGUUCGUUGGGCUAUGAUUAAUCAAUUAAAGCAUUUACCAAUUGGUUUUGAAGAGGUAGUUUUAAAACAUUUUCUAAAUCGACGUUCAUUUAUUAUUUCCCAAGUUGAACAAUGGAUAUUUGAAAUGCGUAAUCAUGCACAAUUUAAGAGCGUAGAAAUCUAUGUCAAAGAGCUUGAAGAUUCUUUAUCCAUCUUGAAAACGGAACUUAAUCGUCUAGAAGAACGUCUUGCUGAUUGGAAUGAAAAACAUAGUCAAAUGUAAUUUAUCUCAAUGAAAAGGUAAUACGAGAGUAUUUAUAUGUAUAAAUUAUAUAUAUAUAUAUAUAUAUAUAUAUAUAUUUGAAAUACAAUAAUGAUGAUUACUAACUUGUUUAUUAUUUCUUACUUUCCAAUCUUUAUUGUACACAUUGAUUCUUGUAAAUUAGCUUACACUUUUUCUUUUCUUUUAAUGUAUGUAAAUCAUGCACACAAAGAUGAGUAACUAUAAGCAAACAAUUAUCUUUCAAUGUUUAACAUUAUUAUUAUUGAUGGUAGUAGUAGUAGUAGUACUAGUAGUAUGAAGAUAUCUAUUUUCUAAACGGCUUUUUUUAAAAAAAAACUUUGAUUCAUUUAUUAAUUUUGCCUAAUAUUCAAUCCUGUUGGUGAAAUGUAUAUCUAGUGUGAUGUUUUGUCUUUUAAUUUUGUGCAUCUUUAAUUUCUUCACAAGUUAUUUAUAUUCUCAUUUGAUUAUUUUAUGAAAAUGAGAAAUUUACUGUUUAUGUAGGUAUGUUUACAAUUGUAUAACAGUUAUGUAUUUGGUUUUACUGUUAUACUUUAUUUUCUUGAAAGGAUUCUACGAUCAGUAGUUGAGAUAAAUUAAAUGUUUUUUUCACUGG